ACCCCAACCAAAACACAGUACAUCUCUUACUCAUAAUUGCAAGAAACGACGCCGUUUUCUCUUUAAUCACCGGCCUCUCAGUUGCUUUUGAAGACACAGGCAACUCAACGCGUUGAGGGCUCAAGCUCAAUCUCAAACCCUCGUUUCCUCUCUUUAGCCUAUGCGUUUUCUUUGACCUAACAAACUCUCUUCAAAAGAGUAUAAAUAACUGUUCACAGCUUCAAGAUCUGUCUUAAAUUGCACAAAUCCAAGUUUGUUUCAGAUCCGGUAAAAGAGGAUUGAAACGGCGACGUUCCUGGUAACAGAGGUAACUCAGUUCUGGCCUUUGAGGUUUUGCAUUAGAAAUGUCGAUUUUGCCUAAGGGCGAUUCGAUUCACAUUCGUGAGGUGUGGAAUGAUAAUCUCGAAGAAGAAUUUGCUUUAAUUCGUGAAAUUGUUGAUAAGUAUAAUUAUGUAGCCAUGGAUUCUGAGUUUCCUGGUGUGGUUUUACGUCCUGUUGGGACGUUCAAGAAUAUAAAUGAUUAUAACUACCAGACUUUGAAGGAUAAUGUGGAUAUGUUGAAAUUAAUUCAACUGGGGCUAACGUUUUCGGAUGAAAAUGGGAAUUUACCGACUUGUGGGACAGAUAAGUUCUGCAUCUGGCAAUUCAAUUUUCGUGAGUUUAAUGUAACAGAGGAUAUAUUUGCAAGUGAUUCGGUGGAAAUGUUGCGCCAAUGUGGGAUUGAUUUCAAGAAGAAUAAUGAGAUGGGUAUUGAUGUAAAUCGAUUUGGUGAGCUUCUGAUGUCAUCAGGGAUUGUGUUGAAUGAUGGUGUUCACUGGGUUACAUUUCAUAGUGGAUAUGAUUUCGGUUACCUACUCAAGUUGUUGACUUGCCGGAAUUUGCCUGACAAUCAAGCAGGAUUCUUUGAUUUGAUCAAUAUGUAUUUUCCUAUGGUUUAUGAUAUCAAGCACUUGAUGAAGUUUUGCAAUAGUCUUCAUGGUGGAUUGAACAAGCUUGCUGAGUUGUUGGAGGUUGAAAGGGUCGGUGUAUGUCAUCAGGCAGGUUCUGAUAGUUUGCUCACUUCUUGCACAUUUAGGAAGUUGAGGGAUAACUUCUUCAACGGUUCCACAGAAAAGUAUGCAGGUGUAUUGUAUGGUCUUGGUGUUGAGAAUGAUAAGACUACUAAUUAAAAGAUAAUACAUGAGUGUGAGCUCUGUUUUCUCCUUGUAUACUUUGGCAAAAAGAUUGUUGUUUUAGUUGUAACCUUUCUUGUUGUUGUUUAUGUAACUGAAAUCUUAACUGGUGUUGUAGUUUCUGUUUCAUGUAAAUUAUUGCAGUUAGUGUUUCAAUAAUAAUCUUAAUGAUUCCCAACUUA
This is a messenger RNA of Mangifera indica (mango), 1354 nucleotides long. Its product is annotated as probable CCR4-associated factor 1 homolog 7. Gene Ontology annotation, cellular component: CCR4-NOT core complex; CCR4-NOT complex; P-body. Bases 345 to 1169 code for a protein of 274 amino acids. NCBI's taxonomy places the organism in Eukaryota, Viridiplantae, Streptophyta, Magnoliopsida, Sapindales, Anacardiaceae. The transcript has 2 exons. Gene Ontology annotation, molecular function: poly(A)-specific ribonuclease activity; nucleic acid binding. The record is from RefSeq and is a predicted model, not a curated record.